Messenger RNA from Gadus macrocephalus (Pacific cod), 3876 nucleotides. It is a transcript of the gene azi2, whose product is annotated as 5-azacytidine induced 2. The transcript is spliced from 8 exons. The record is from RefSeq and is a predicted model, not a curated record. Bases 212 to 1507 code for a protein of 431 amino acids. NCBI's taxonomy places the organism in Eukaryota, Metazoa, Chordata, Actinopteri, Gadiformes, Gadidae. Gene Ontology annotation, cellular component: cytoplasm. Gene Ontology annotation, biological process: canonical NF-kappaB signal transduction.
GUCAGCUCUGACACGGUGGUGGAAGUGUCGUCUGGCUUCCUUUGUUUUUCAACCCAGAGACGGAUCGCCACUUCCCCCCCCCCCCCCGCCCCCCGACGGUGAAAACAUCUAUACCCAUGCACGACAACACACAAAUCGACGACGACGCGACACACACUCGACCGUAAUCUGAGACGCCCUGCCCUCUGCUGCCGUGCGGGCCUGUGCAGGCAUGGAGCCCCUGACAGUAGACGAUGACAUCUGCAUCCUCAAGCACGAGACGGCGUACGGCGUGGCCGGCGAGAGCCCCGUGUCGGUGUGCGCCGGCGACGAGUCGGUGGCGUCGCACUUCGCCCUGGUGACGGCCUACGAGGACAUCAAGAAGCGCCUGAGGGACACUGAGAGGGAGAACACGCUGCUGAGGAAGAGGGUGAAGCAGCUGGAGGAUAAGCUCUUCAGGCCGGACGCCCCCCCAACCGAAGGCCCCCAGUACGUGAACAAGGCCUUCAGUGCUUACCGAGGCAUCUACAUCGAGAAGGAGGACCUGCAGCUGGAGCUCAACAAAGUGAAAAAGGAGCGGAGUGAGAGUGAGCGGCAGCUGAACGAGCAGCUCCAGGCCAGAGAGAUGGAGCUGCUCCAGCUGAGGACAGAGAUGGAGACCAGCCAAGGUACAGUGAUGAAGAGCCUGACCAGCCCCCAGGACUACUGGCAGGUGGAGGGGGCCAACAGCGAGCUGCAGAUCCACAAGCUGCAGCUGGAGCUGGAGAGGGUGACGCUGGAGAACGGCAAGCUGCUGGAGCGCUACGGGGAACCCCAUGGCCUCAACGGACCGGACUCUGAUCAGGACUCCGACGUGGCGUACAACAUAAGGGAGAGGGGCAUGCAGCAGAUGUACCAGGUGCUGUGCGGUGAGAUCUCCCGCCUCCACGCAGAACUCAAGCACCAAUCACGGCUGGUCAGGCAUCUCCGACCGCUGCUCAACGACAACCGAGAAGGUGCCUCCGCGCUCCCCAUCCAGUGCCUGGACGACGUGGAGAAGAACAACAACAACCACCACCGCCGCCGCCAGCACCCCCCCCUGCUGCGGGUGUCCGUGCCUCACCCCCCCACCACCGCCUCCUCCGGCUCCAGCACCACCCCGGCCCUCGGGGCCCCGUCGGGCCCCCCGUUGCUGGACGGACUACGCGAGGACUGCUGGUACAACGGGCCGUGGCCCGGACGUCCCAGCGCGGCCCCCCCCACCGCAGCCGCCGCCGGCACCAACACCGCCGGGGGCGCCGGCCCCGGCUGCGAGGCCCCCCCGGAGAGUGGGGACCCCAGCUCCGUGCUGCUGCCCCCCCCGCCCCUCAACCAGGCCUCCCUGGACGACAGCUCCCGCUCCUUCCCCAGCCCCCCCAAGCCCAGCGAUGCCCUGUUCUGGGAGGGGCACUCUGCCGCCUCCGCCGCCGCCUCCAGCUCCUCCUCCUCCUCCAUAGGGAGCUGCACCCCGCGGAGCCCCCCCAACGCCGAGUGGGCCAAGCCCUACUGAGCCCCCCCCGAGGGACAGAUGGGUGGGGCGAAGGAGAGGACGAGCGAACCAUGGGAUCCUUCGGCCCUGCCGCAUAGCUACCACCUCACCUGCCUUACGAUAAGAACAGUCCUCUUGACCAAACUGGAUUGAACUGGAUCCACUUUGCCGGAUAGGGGCGCGGGGGGGGGGCUGUCAUGAGUCACUGCCCUUAGAACAUGGCUCCCCUUUGUGGUCGGUCUUUUCCCACCACGUCGGUUGGUGGGGAACACGUCUGACUUCUGACUGAUAAAAAGAACGAAGAAACUGGGUGUUAGGUCUGCGCGUGCAUUUUAUGUUGCGUGUGUGUAUGGGAGCCUCUAGUGUGUGUGUGUGUGUGUGUGUGUGUGUGUGUGUGUGUGUGUGUGUGUGUGUGUGUGUGUGUGUGUGUGUGUGUGUGUGUGUGUGUGUGUGUUAGUCCAGAAUUAAGGGUGCUUCUAGUGUGUGUGCGUGCGUGUAUGGGUGCCUCUAGUGUGCAUGUGCAGCUGUGUUUGUGUGUGUAUGUGUCUCUGUGUCUGUGUGUGGGUGCCUCUUGUGUGCGUGUGCAGCUCUGUGUGUGUAUGGGUGCCUCUUGUGUGCGUGUGCAGCUCUGUGUGUGUGUAUGGGUGCCUCUUGUGUGCACGUGCAGCUCUGCGCGGGGGCAACUCCUCGCCUGGCAGUGUCCACUCACCUAAUAAAUCUCGACAGGGCUCUACACGCCUCUCCAUCCAACGAAGGAUCUUAUAAUAGAGCUAGAACUUGUUUUUUUUUUUAACUAUAAAAACUGUACUCUCUCUCUCCAAUGUAAGUCUGUUUAUAUUGGACCGUUGUAAAGUAGAAAAGGGGGCGUGGCCUCCCGUGGUUGUUGGAUGCCCAUGUGAAGGAUGUUUUGUUUGCGUACCGUGGUGGCUAAUAUACAGUAAACCUUUUUAAGGGAAGAGCUUCAUUCCAAAGUGUAAGGAAGAAUUGAUUUAUUUAUUUUAAUCUUUUUUUAAUAGUUCCACACUUUUUUCACUAGCUGGAUCAAGUCAAAAAAACGACCAAGGCAUGUUCAGGCCAAAAAAAAACAUGUUGUUUUUUUUGGGAACUAUAAUAUGAUUGACAUGUUUGUUUUAACAGAAGCCUUUUUUUGUAAUUUAUUUGUAAUUAUUAGAUAAUAAUCACCAUGGUGGUCAAUUUCAUCAAAAAACUGGAUGAAUUUCAACUUCAACCUCACUGGUACCAAAAAAAAACGACAAAUGUAAAAGAAUUCCAACAAUGGCUCAACUGUUUACACUUUCACACAAUUCAACAUCUCAAGUCUCCUGAAUCUCAUGCCACACAUUUUACAUAAAUCUCUCAGCGCUGAUGUGGAACACCAUCAUGUGCGCUGUGGUUUUAUUUCUCUCUUCUUCUUUCGAGUGAAAUUGUAACGGGGACGUUGAGACGCAAGGCCUGGGUAUUUUAAAAGUUGUUUCGUGGUAGAAAACCUUACAUAUUUUGUGAUCGUAACCGAAAAGUAAAAACGGUUGAACUUAAUUCUUGAGUGUAUUGAAGGGUUGUCAUGCUGCACUGGAUUGUUAUCGCAUUUAUUUUAUUUUGCUUUCUCAGUGCUCCCACAAACCUUUUCGCUGUUGUGUAAUUACGAAAGUUCAUCAAGUAAAACUGUGUUUUGAAAGAAAUAAGAAAGAAUCUGGAAAGCGCUUGUAAUAAGCAAAACAAUCCUCGGACACAAUUGUAUGUACACUGCAACACUGGAACGAACAAAAAACAGCCCAUCAAGUGUGAAUACCAUGUGAAGCCUUCAUGGGUAGUAUAGAAGGACAAGGUUUCAGUCAGUAUAUAGGGGAACACACCACAAAAACGUAUCGCAGUAAACUAUAUCAAUGUAUAUGACAGGCUUUUUAAAGUAUUUUUUAUGGUUUUGUUUCAUCCGCAAAGCCAGAUUUAUGUACUCCUCCAGACAAAUUGAUUUAGCCUAGCUGAACCACCAGCCCAACCACCCUCCAGAUUUUCAGUGUGUUCAAGAGUCGUCUGCCUUUUUGGGGGUGGGGGAAGUGGUGGGCGUGGGGAUGCCUGGUGAAUAUUCAACCUGUAAAGUAAUGUGAGCCAUGGCUUUGACACGGAGUGGGAGCGCGGAGCACACAAGUCUGUGGUUGUGAAAAGAGAUUAUCGUCUGCUUCUCCUUAGGUCCUCAACUCUGGUUUGUCACACGAUCAAUGAUUCCUUGAUUUUUAAAACGAAAAAUGUUCUUUUACAGCUGCGGCAGUUUCAUACUUCUGUGAACGAUUUGCAAACCAAAAUGCAAUGUACAGUAGACAUGGAUUAUAUUUUAGAAUUAUUGCACUCAGACUGUUUGUAAAUAUGGCAAACUAAAAGAAGGAAUGAAUGAG